Messenger RNA from Cheilinus undulatus (humphead wrasse), 7007 nucleotides. Its product is annotated as multiple PDZ domain protein. Lineage: Eukaryota; Metazoa; Chordata; Actinopteri; Labriformes; Labridae. Bases 265 to 6042 code for a protein of 1925 amino acids. The record is from RefSeq and is a predicted model, not a curated record. Gene Ontology annotation, molecular function: protein binding. The transcript is spliced from 44 exons.
UACAGCUUGCUUCUUGAUAUGUUGCCGACCUUCAAUAAGCUGUUAUGACUUUACCCGCCAGGAGAGUGUUAUUUUCGGUAUUCGGUACACGUAAACUUCCCCUGCGGACUGUUGGAGGUGGUGGUUGUGCCGUGCUUGGAGCCAAGUGGGGACCUGUUGAUAGCCCACCGGCGCUACGAUGGAGGUGCCAAACAGAGAAGAAUGACAUUUAACUGAAACAAAAAGUCACAAAUAGAACACUUCAGCUGAACAAUCUGUCAGACUAUGAUGGAGAUCAUGGAUACUCAGCGUGCCUUGGAGGCUGUGGAGAGGCUGCAAGCCAAACUGAAGGAGAGGGGAGAGGCCCCCACACAGGAGAAACUCUCUCUGCUAAAGACUGUCUUGCAGAGCCCCCUGUUCCAUCAUAUACUCAGCUUACAGCAAGCUCAGCGGAAGCCCCCAGCGAAGUCAAACCAGGGCAAGGCAGUUUCCAAGUCUGUUUCCAUGAACUGUGGCCCCUGCCAGGGCAUGGCACUGGGUCUGAAGACCCUGAGCCACAGUGACUCCUACACAUGGGCCAUGGAGAACCGAAGACCCAGCACUGCCAGAUCCCACCACAAGGACAGCAGCAUCUCCUCUCUGGACUCACAGGAUCUGUCCUUCUCAGACUUCUACCCAGACAAUUGUAUUCAAACGGAAUCACAGUACUGCACCCCGCCUCGGAUCUCCCGCACCAUGUCAAUGGGGAGGAGCCUGUCUGCUAUUGCUCAUGAGAGGCGUCAUGUUGAAAUGAUAGAGCUGAUCAAUGAUGGGAAAGGGCUUGGCUUUGGCAUCAUUGGAGGGCGGAGCACUGGGGUCAUGGUUAAGACCAUCCUUCCUGGUGGAGCUGCUGGUCGGGAUAAACGCCUGCAAAGUGGAGAUCAAAUCUUGCGUAUUGGAGAUACAGACCUGGCCGGUAUGAACAGUGAGCAGGUUGCACAGGUACUGAGGAAUGCUGGUAGCAAGGUGAAACUGCUCAUCGCAAGGGAUGCUAUCAAGGACAACCACCACCGAUCCUCUCCUGCCCUUGGCCAGGACAGCUUAGAUGACAAGUCAAAUGACUUGAAUGAUGACUGCGAGUUCAAUGUGCAGUUCACUAAAAACAGUCGGGGUCUGGGAUUUACCAUUGCCAGCUACAUAGGUGACCUUAACUCAGUCUACAGUGCUGGGGUAACAGUGAAGAGCAUAGUAAAAGGCAGCACUGUGGAUCAGGAUGGACGCAUCCACAUAGGAGACGUCAUUCUAGCUGUAGAUGGGGUGAGCCUGCAGGGCUGCAGCGAGCAGCGUGCCAUGGAGGUGCUGAGGAGGACAGGCCCCCUGGUCAGACUGAAGUUGCUGAGGAAGGCUGUCCGUCUGAGUCACAUCCUGCCGCCAGUCCCUCCCCUACAGCCCCUCCGACACUCGCAUAGCUUUCACGAGGGCAAUCCCUACAGAGUGGGCCUCAACAAGAUUCAAGAGACAGGAAUCUGCUCGCUGCGUGAAAUCUCCCGCCGAGCAGCAUACGCUAACAGACGACCCCAACAUGAUUCCAGAAACGGUGUAAAACUGACCCCAGCUGAAGAGGAGGACCUGAGGAAGAGGUGGCAGCAUGCAGUUGGGCCACGAUAUGAAGUUAUUGUGUGCCAUAUAGAGCGCUUUGCUGAGGCAAGUGGUCUUGGCAUUAGUUUGGAGGCCCGGGCAGGUCAUCACUACUUGUGCUCUGUCUUACCUGAGGGGCCCGUCGGACAAAGUGGAAAGAUUUUCACUGGGGACCAGCUUCUUGAGGUGAAUGGGAUCCCUUUGAUUGGAGAAACACACAAGGAGGUGGUCAACAUCCUGAAGGAGCUGCCUGUGAAUGUCUGCCUGGUGUGCUCUCGCAUUGUAGCCCCUGUUAUUCCUGACAGUGAUGAGGAAGAUGACGAAGAGGUCGGUCUCACGCUGAAAGAGCUGCUGGCUGAGUUCAAUGAUAAGUUGGAUCAGGGCUGUGUCAUUCCCUGUCCUACGGCUGAGGACAUCACAAAGCGUGGUGUGCCCCCCAUGUCACCUCCUUUGGCCAUGUGGGAGAGAGAGGCCCAGGUGGUAGAGCUGGAGAAGGGAGAGUCAGGACUGGGCUUCAGUAUCUUGGACUACCAGGAUCCAGAAGACGCCACUAGAACAGUUCUGGUUAUCCGCUCUCUGGUGCCUGGAGGAGUAGCAGAUCAAGAUGGUCGUCUUCUUCCUGGUGACCGGCUCAUGUUUGUCAAUGAAACUGACUUGGAGGGCUCCAGUCUGGAUUAUGCUGUACACGUCCUCAAGUCCACCGGCUAUGGUCCUGUCCGCAUCGGAGUCGCCAAACCACUGCCACUGGAGCUGUGCGGUGGCUUGACACCUAUCUCAGAGAGAAGCACCCGAGCUUCCUACGAUGAAACGGACAGCCACACUCAGAUCAGCCUGGUAGCCGAGGCGGCAGAGGCUAACAGCAACAGCUAUACCUGCAACUCUGAGGACAACAGUGUCGUCCACCCUUGUUACACUACAACGGAAAGUGAUCUGCAUCGUCGUUUUGGCAUCAUGACUGACGACGAAAGGCAGGAAGCGCCACCUCUGCCUCCCCGCACCAGCUUUGAGAGGACAAUCACUGUUGUCCGGGGCAACCGUAGCCUUGGGAUGUCGGUGAGUGCUAUCAAGGACGGCUCAGGCAUGCUGGUGCGCAGUUUGGUCCAGGGGGGCUCUGUUAGCCAGGAUGGCAGGCUGGGGGUUGGGGAUGCCAUCUUGGCCAUCAAUGGAGAACCUACCUCCAACCUGACCAACGCCAGGGCCAGGGCCAUGCUCCGCAGACUCUCUGUCAUAGGGCCAGAGAUGAGUAUAACCUAUGUCCCAGCCCACCAGGUGGAUGAGCACCGCAGCCGUCUGUGUUUACCUCCUCUGGCAUCCAUCUCGGUAGACAGCACCCCGACCUCACCCACUCCACCAACCCUUUCUCCAGAGCCUGCCUCUGCCUCUCUCAAAUCCCCUGGUCCAGUCAGAGCCACGGCCUCAGCUCAAGCUUCAUCCACCCUCAAACCCUCAGCCUCGGUCAAAGUGAAAGCUGCAGCUCCAAAUCCAGCAGCUGUUCGACCCUCUGCAUCCUUCAGUGCUCCAUCCAGGGGCUCAGGUGUAGUUCCCACCAUCACACCGGCCUCUGACUCAAGCUGGCUGAAGAAGGAGGACACAAAAAAAGUUGGGGAGAGGACUGAGGAGAAAAAGGGCAUGGGCAGUAGAAGCAGUGAAGUACCAAAGCUGGAGCUAGAGGUGGACAGUCAGCGUGAGGGAGAAGAGGAGCUUAAUUCUCAUACAGCGGUAUCGUGGGAUCAACCUAGAAGUGUGCAGCUGACUCGAGCACCAGGUCAGUCCCUGGGUAUCAGCAUAAUGGGAGGCAGAGGCAUGGGCCGCAGACUGAGCAGUGGAGAGAUGAUGAGGGGAGUCUUCAUCAAGAGCAUCAGCCCCGACAGCCCGGCAGCACAUAAUGGCACCCUCCGGACUGGAGACAGGAUACUAGAGGUGAGUGGUGUGGACCUAAGAGAUGCCAGCCAUGAGCAGGCAGUGGAGGCUAUUCGCAAGGCUGGAUACUCUCUGGUCUUCCUGGUCCAGUCUGCAAAGCACAGAUCUCAGUCCCCUAUGCUCACAAACCAUGAGACACUAACUCCAACAACACUGUCCAACUCCCACUGCAGCAAGGAAUCAGAGAGACUCAGUGGUCUGUUCCUUAGUCUCUCUCCUACAAACCCCUUCACUCCCACCCCUUUUAAGGUACCCUCGCCGACAUCAGAUAGAACACGUCGGAGAAGCCCCAUAAUGGCCGCAACACCAAUGAAAGCUGCAGCAGAAGAUGAGGACAGCACUGGCAGGAAAAAAAUGCUUCAGCGUUAUGGCAGCUUGUCUGGGAAGCUCCAUAUGAUUGAGCUGGAGAAGGACCCUGCAGCAAAAGGCCUGGGAAUCAGCCUCACAGGGAACAAGGAGAGUUCCAGGGCCCGCAUGGGUGUCUACGUGGCAGAUAUAGACCCUCAAGGACCUGCUGGUUUAGAUGGGAGGAUAUGGGUUGGAGACGAGCUACUGGAGAUCAACGGUCAGAUCUUGUAUGGCCGAAGUCACCAAAAUGCAACAACCAUCAUCAAUAACACUGCAUCUAAAGUCAAGAUCAUUCUCAUCAGAAAUAAAGCAGCUCCAGGUCAAACAACACAGGACUCCAGAGGAGAGGGUGAGGAUGUGGUCGACUCUGCAGAGUGUGGGGGAUUAUCUAGAGACAUCCAACACAUCAUCCUACCUCAGGACCACAUUGGUCUUGGCAUCUGCAUGGCACAGGAAGAGUCCAAGGAAGGAGUGGUAGUGAGUUCCUUAAUCCCCCACAGCACUGCUAGUAAGGAUGGCAGGAUUAAGGUUGGAGACAGAAUCAUAGCUGUCGGAGAUGAACCUGUGGCAGGACUGGCAGUGGACAAGGUGUCCAGUUUGAUUCUCCAACACCAGGUCACUGUCAAGCUCUCCAUUAGCCGUGCCAAGAGUCCCCCCUCUUCCUCUUCCACUCUUCCUCCCCCGUCAUCUCUAACCGAUCCCCCCUCUCUCACUCUGAUUUCAUCCCUCACCGUUCCUCCUCCCUCCCUCACCUCCUCAUCCCCGACUAACACGCAGGCAUCUCAAAGUGGGCAGUCAGAUUUACACGAAGCAGCUCCCACAACAUCAGACCCGCUGAACUGUCUGAUUGUGGCUGGCAGGGAAACCACGAUAGAGAUUUGUAAAAGAAAUGUAGGUCUGGGCCUCAGCAUCGUGGGAGGAUAUGACACUCUACUGGGGGCAGUAAUAGUCCAUGAAGUAAAUGAUGGAGGAGCAGCACAAAGAGAUGGAAGGCUUCAGGCUGGAGACCAGAUUUUAGAGGUGAACGGUAUAGACCUCCGGCAGGCUACUCACGACGAGGCCAUCGGUGUGCUGCGGCUCACAACCCAGCGUGUCUGCCUGUGUGUCUUUAGACACCAGGAGGCCUACAGGGAGGAGGACCUUUGGGAUGUCUUCAGCCUGGAGCUUGAGACUCGUCCUGGAGAGGGGCUGGGGUUCAGUACUGUGGGAAAGAGUAAUGACACGGGCAUCUUUGUGUCAGAUAUCGUCAGAGGAGGCAUAGCGGAUUCAGAUGGCAGGUUGUUGCUAGGUGACCAGAUUCUGUCAAUCAAUGGGGAGGAUGUACGUGCUGCAGCGCAGGAGCAUGCACAGAAGCUGCUCCAGAGCUGCAGUGGCGUGAUACACCUGGAGGUGGCUCGUUUUAAAGCAGGACUGCAUUACUCACAGAGGAGCCAGAGUGAGGACUCUGACUGCUCCACCCUGACCCCUGUGAGUGGAUGUGAAGCUUCGCUUAGCCACCAGAGGGAGACAGAUAACAGACCUCAGAGUGACUCAUUUCAAGAAUCUCCUGGCAUCAAAAAAGUAAUUAUUAAAAAGGGUCCGUUUGAUUCCCUGGGCAUCAGUGUAGCAGGAGGAGUGGGUAGUCCCCAUGACAACGUACCUCUUUUUAUUGCUACCAUGGAUACCAAUGGACUGGCUGCCAAAACACAGCAACUGCAGACAGGAGACAGGAUCCUUAGUAUCAACGGUGAGUCCACAGAGGGGAUGACUCAUGUCCAGGCUGGAGUCCUGCUGAAGAACACCACAGGAACCAUCAGUCUGCAGGUGGCAGCAGGUCCUGCUGGGUGCAACAUUAAGGAGCACAACGAUGUGCAUGCCCGGUUAUCAGGCCAGCCCUGCAGCCUGCCCUGUUUCCACAACAAUCUGUGUGCUCGCAUGUAUAAGACCAUCACUCUGGAGAGGGGCUCUUCAGGCCUGGGCUUUAGCAUUGUUGGAGGGUUUGGCAGCCCACACGGAGACUUGCCCAUCUACAUCAAAACUGUCUUUAACAAGGGGGCAGCUGUAGAGGACGGCCGGCUGAAACAUGGAGAUCAGAUCAUUGCUGUGAAUGGACACUGUCUGGAGGGAGCAACUCAUGCGGAAGCUGUGGACAUCCUGAAAAAGACCAAAGGAACUGUAGUUCUAACUGUACUCUCCUGAGGGUAAACCUCUGUCCAAAGUCUUAGCUGCCUCAAGGAAACCUGCUUUACACAAAUUUAAAAAGAACAAUGCUAAUGGUUUAAAUUUAUUUAAGAAGAGAUGGUGUUUUAUUUGUCAGUCUAUCUGAAUUUAGUUUUGGGAAGCUACCUCUGUCUUCAAACACAGCCUGGGUGUGUGAGUAUACAUACACUUAGUAGUCUCGAUGUAACAGUGAAAGUGUUGCCUAAAUUAAUCUUCAUUUCUUCAGUCAUUAGUAUCUAUGAUUAAUUCAUCCAGGACAUUUUAACAACUAAAAGGAGAUAUUACAUAUGCCAUAUUGCAGUGUCGUGACUGAUUAAGAUAUCUUGUGUCUUAGUUAUCUUUUUCAGGUUAUUUAUGAUACAGUAAUGCAUUUAUAUGCAUCACUGCUCAUGUAAACACAGUCAUGAAUAAAUUAGCAUCAUUGACUCUCUGACUAUGAAACACCUCUCAAGACACAAUGUCACAUGUUUUUCUAUCCUGCAUUCUUCAGUCAGAGUAAAAUACUGUGAUAAACCCUUAAGACCCAAAACAUGCCAAGUGCUUCUGCCAAUCUUCUGUGUGGCAUCACGUCAGAAAUUUACUUUGAAAGCCUGUUUCUCUCAUUAUUCUUAGCUCUUAUGUUGUUAUUUAAAGUGUGUCAUGGUUGCUCGAGUAAUUAAUGACAAUCAGCAGUGAUAGCCACGUCAUGUUAAGCAGGUAGAACAGAGAGUAAUUUUGUUACAUCUGUUGAAAACAGCUGCUAACUACAGUCACUGUAGCAAAUAAGUCAUUAUCACUGUUUCAUUUUGUUUAACUUGAAAUAGUGUAUUUUUUGAGCUUGGGAUAAGCAUCGCUAUAGUGUUAUAAAGUCUUUAUUUAGAGGACUUCUCAGACAUGUUUUAUAUUCAUUUAUUUACACUGUCGUGUUAAUGUUUUCUUCACAGUAAUUUAUUUAUUUAUUUUGU